AACGACAACAAAGAAAAAUAGGCGGCAGAUCUCCUCGUCAUCUCCGAAUCUAUUUUUCGGAAGUGAGACUGGAAAUGACUUACGGUUUAAAAAUGAUAACUCCAACCUCAAUAUCAGAUAAGUCUUUGAGGCUAGUUUGGCCCACUUUCUGUGGUGUCGAGAGACAUCAAAAAAACCACUUUAAAGGAUUGUGUGGGACUGAGAUACUCAUUGGGAAAUUCUCACUGUGUGUGGGAAUGGAUCCCCAGUAACUCAUUUAAAUACACGGGACGUGCAUUUUCACUCACGUACAUUCAAACGUGACGUUUAGGGCUCUGUGGGUCCCAAACUUCAAUCACGUGACCCUUAAAGACCAGGAAAGAGACCCAGGGGGGGUUUCUGCAACAUAGAAAAUAUUUAAUAGACUCCCUUUUAAGAAUAUUUAGAUGGAUAUGCUUAGUCAGCUAUGUGCACUAUAAAGCCUUUGAUGUGUGUUUUUAAUUGCAGGGAAUCAUUUGGUCCGCGAGUGUGGCACAGAUCCCAAGACUCUGUGUGAGCUCUGCAGGGAAGGCACCUACCUCAGCGACCCAGGUCUGGAGUCCUGUCGCAGGUGUACUCAGUGCACAGGUGUGCGAAUGGAGACGCAAGCCUGCACCAGAACCUCCGACACAGUGUGCGGCUGCAAGACGGGGUACCGCUGUGCGGACGCCAUGUGCUCCUCCUGCUCCCAGGAGUGUGGAGCGGGGCAGCAGCCCGUAGCCAACGGGACCUGCCAGGCAUGCCCGCCCGGGACCUUCAACCACAAGAUCCACAGCCAGUGUGUCCCGUGGAGCACCAGGUGCCCCCAGCCAGAGCAGAAGAUCGUGAAGCCGGGCACCGCGGUCAGCGACAUCGUCUGCGACUUCCUCCCACACGGCGGCAACGGCCGUACAGAGGGGAUGAUGGUGGCGAUCCUGGUCAUGGCUCCCGUCUUCCUCGCCAUAUUAGCGGUCUGCAUCCUCAUCAACAAGAAGAAGAGGAUGAUGAAGAAACAGCAGAAGCAGACGAUCACCAAGGAACCCGCGACAGACACGCCAGUAACAGUUUCGAUGGAGUUCAGGCGUCUGGUGGAGCAGGAGAGCACCUGCUGCUUCCCACAGCAGGAGCAGGGCAGCAGCCUGGAGUCUGUGGCCUCCCUCGAAUCUGAAGUCAAACUCCUCACAGUGUGAAGGGCACCAGAACCCACCCUCACACCCAGCCCCCCUAUCUGACUGUAGCGGGGUAGGGGGGUGGGGUGGGGUGGGGUGGGGUAGGGCGGGGGGGGGGGGGGGGGGGGAGGGGUCGGCGCGUCCUCGCGGUAACCGCAGUGUUCUGGAACAUUCGUCGCACGCACUCUGCUUCACUAAGCUGCUCACUUGCAGGGCCCCUGAGUGGGAGGAGCUACAGAAACGACGCUUUCACGGGAAAUCUUUCAGCCGCUGCCGGACAUCGGCCAUCGGGUUUAAUGGGAAGGGAACCGCGAGUUUCACUGUGACAUUCUAUUUUUAAUUUCUAUUUUAUGCUAGAAAAUUAUUUCAUGUUAA
This is a messenger RNA of Anguilla rostrata (American eel), 1541 nucleotides long. RefSeq names its product tumor necrosis factor receptor superfamily member 9-like. The transcript is spliced from 6 exons. Gene Ontology annotation, biological process: regulation of cell population proliferation. Lineage: Eukaryota; Metazoa; Chordata; Actinopteri; Anguilliformes; Anguillidae. Gene Ontology annotation, molecular function: protein binding; signaling receptor activity. Bases 615 to 1187 code for a protein of 190 amino acids. The record is from RefSeq and is a predicted model, not a curated record.